ACCGUCGGUCCUGGAGCAAAGAAGAAAAAGAACAAUCAUUCUUCGGGCGUAACACAUUUCAUCUUUGAUUCCAAGGAGCUGAAAUCACGAACAACACCUGUCUCGCUUCACGCUCUGAGGAGCGUUCCUCUGACCAUGAUACGCGAAAAAGUAACGUCCGAAUACAUAAAAUUUAUCAAAGCUCCUUCGAUGCCUUUAGUAAAGCGUAUACUUGUUUUGCAUGUGCCUGGAAUAACACCAGAUAUUCUUGGGAUGCCGCCACCACCGCCACACGUCCAGAGGAAAAAAGUGCACCCUACCUCAAUGUUUUCUGGGAGUGCCAUGAUUCCCGCUCCCUCGGCCCAAACCUCCAACUCCCCCGCUUUUCCAUUACCCAUUCAUCAGUCAUACCCCGAGAAUAAGCUUCCAGCUAUGGCCAAGUUGUUCACUCAUGGGCUGCCAACCUACUUCUCCGGCGAGAAGACAAACCUUGAGGAUGCUGUAGAAGCGUUCAUGGCGGGGCCCUCGUAUAAGACUUCUGACAAUCAGGACGUCCACCCGAAACGAUUCACAACUGUGGAAAAGGCCACGCUUGAAUCCCUCCUUCUCACUCCAUCUCAAGUUCUUCGCGAGGGACUUUUAUCACCCCUUAAUGAUCCACUAGACUCUACGGAUGUACCUAUGGAUCAAGAUAUCUCUGAAGAAUGCUUGGAGGCUGACGUUCUUCAUGUCGCAAAUGGAUGGAUGUCCUAUCCUCGAACACCUGUGAGAACAUCUGCUUGGGUUCAACCACCAUCGGCUACUGCUGAUGCUGGAGAAGAGCAAGUCGUCUUAGCUCUUGACUGUGAAAUGGUGGACACUUCAAGCGGAAAGGAACUAGUACGACUGGGUGUCGUUGAUUUCUGGGAGGACCAACCGCUGUUGGACCUCUACGUGAAACCGGAUAGCGAAGUCAGAGAUUAUCUCACGGAAUAUACCGGAGUGAUCGCUGAAAUGCUGGAAUCAGUGACAACUACUCUAGCAGACGCUCAGAGGCAGCUCCUCCAGCUGAUGCGGGAUUCUCGAUGCAUUCUCAUUGGGCAUCACAUUGCACAUGACUUGGCGGCUCUCAAGCUCGCUCACAACCGCUGCAUCGACACUUCAGUUAUAUAUGACAACCUAGCAUGGCCAACGAGAAAAGCCAGUUUGAAAUGGCUGGCACAAAGGUAUUUGUGGAUCACCAUCCAAGACCAGCGCCCAAUCCUCGUGGGUUCUGGGACUGCCGGUCAACCCUCGCCGGCGUCGGGACCCAGAGGGCACUCCCCUAUCGAAGAUGCUCAGGCUUGUGUAAAGCUUGUUAAGAAGAAACUGGAGAAUGACAUGGCAUUUGGGAAGGUUGUUUCAACGUCGAUAUGGGACAGAGUACGAAUGAAGGGGAUGAAAGCAGCCUUUGUUGGGCCUGAAAGCCAAAGAUAUGGGAGCGGAUCCAACAGUCAACUCGAUUGCACGAACGAUGACGAGAUUGCUUCUGGUAUAAUCGGUGCCCUCGAGCAUCACGAGUUUGUGUAUGGCCACCUUCCAAACUUGCCACGCGCCCUUAGAUGGACCUAUCAUGCAACAUCCUCGGGCGAUAUCCCUUCAUUCACAUCCCAACCUGAGGGUGAAACCGCUUUGAGAUCGCUGAACACCGCUAUCGACAAACUAGUUGCUCAUCUCCCCCAUUCUACCGCGGUCAUCCUUUACACCGGGUACAGCGACCCUCGCCACAUUGGCAUUUCCCACCGUAAAAAAAGGAGCUGGGAGAGGAAAAUUCGCGCAGGGGUAAAUGAAGCAGAGAUCCCGGAGUCGGAAAGAUGGACGAACAGCGAUGAUGAAGAACUCCAAAAUUUAGCAGAGAAGGUUCGGGUAGGACUGGCUUUUUUUGCAACAACUUCGCCAGCCGCGCAAUAGACACAUAUGCGUUGGGUGCUUUGAAGUGCCAAUAGGUUUUAUAGUUCUAAUAUACUAGCCAUUUACAAUAUUCACUCUCCACACCAUGACCGAAGUAGAUCCCAAAGCUCUGCUGUAGACACUAUUGGUUCCUGCUCCGCGUCAAGGUUCAUCGAGGCGCGGAAUCCCUCAUAACGGCUCACCGCAUUCGCUUGCAUUGGCGCCACAAGGAUACCAACCGUUCUCGCAUCUUCAAGAUAGAGACGCAGUUUCUCAACCCAUGCCCGUACCUCAUUCUCACAAUUUUCAAGGAAUCGAUUCAUUUGAGUUGAAAUUAUGGGGACAGCCGUUCCUGCAAGGUUGGCACCAUUAGGAUUUUUGCUCAGGUUCCAAGGUGCAUCCCGUAGUGGCUGAGUGGCUCGUUCAGCGCACAUAUUUAUAAGGGUUUCGCACUCCCGUUUAAG
Messenger RNA from Cantharellus anzutake, 2351 nucleotides. RefSeq lists its product as uncharacterized. The transcript is spliced from 6 exons. The record is from RefSeq and is a predicted model, not a curated record. Gene Ontology annotation, molecular function: nucleic acid binding; exonuclease activity. Gene Ontology annotation, cellular component: nucleus. Lineage: Eukaryota; Fungi; Basidiomycota; Agaricomycetes; Cantharellales; Hydnaceae. Bases 136 to 1908 code for a protein of 590 amino acids.